AUGGCUUUAGUAUUUAGAGCUGUGGCACAAUUAGCGGGAAUUUCACUAUUUUUGCUGGGAUGGGUUUUAUCCUGUCUUACAAACUACCUGCCAUGGAAAAAUCUCAACCUGGACUUAAAUGAAAUGGAAAACUUGACCAUGGGACUCUGACAGACCUGCGUCACCCAAGAGGAAGUGGGGAUGCAUUCUAUCCUGGCUUUGCCCGCUGAGCUCAGGAUCUCCAGGAUUUUAAUGUUCCUCUCAAACGGCCUGGGAUUCCUGGGCCUGCUGGUCUCGGGGUUUGGCCUGGACUGCUUGAGAAUUGGAGAGAGACAGCAGGAUGUCAAGAAGCAGCUGUUAAUCCUGGGAGGAAUUCUGUUCUGGACAGCAGGUGUCACAGCCCUUGUUCCUGUCUCUUGGGUCGCCCACAGGACAGUCCAGGAGUUCUGGGAUGAGACCAUCCCCGAGAUUGUGCCCAGGUGGGAGUUUGGGGAGGCCCUCUUUAUCGGCUGGUUUGCUGGAUUUUCUCUCCUGCUCGGAGGGUGUCUGCUAAACUGGGCCGCCUGCGGGACCCAGAUUCCCCUGGCUUCCGGCCACUAUGCAGUGGCAGAAACGCCGCCACACCGUCUACACCUGGAGAUGAAAACCACUCACCUGAAACUAAGCCAGAAGGGAUCAGCGGUGCCCUCAGAUGAUUUGGUAGGAUUUCCUGUUACACAGUAA
Molecule: messenger RNA, 702 nt
Organism: Lipotes vexillifer (Yangtze River dolphin)
Lineage: Eukaryota; Metazoa; Chordata; Mammalia; Artiodactyla; Lipotidae
Product: claudin-22
Cellular component (GO): bicellular tight junction; membrane
Molecular function (GO): structural molecule activity
Source: RefSeq, a predicted model, not a curated record